UAUCUAAAAAGCGAGUGGAAGAAGGGAACCUAAUCUUGUAUUCUCUUCUCUGCUUAGAGCUUCACUGCCACAAAACACAAAGCUCUUUCCCUCUUCGUCUUCUACCAUAUGCAUCGCUCUUAAGAAUUACGUUCAUCUCUUUUCAAAAUGGCCGUCGCUGUCAACGCCGGCUUCAGUUCUCCGCUUCAUAACAGAUCUCAUCCUGUUGUAAGAUUCUCAACUCAAGUCACAACGUUAAAGCCUUCUUCACCUUUAACGUUCCACACAUCUCCAAGUUCGUUACUUUCAAGCAAAAGGAGAUUGGUUUCGUCUUGUUUGAAGUCGAAUGAGGAUUCAAUCGCAACAACAUCGGUCAAUGACACUCCUCCACCCUCUCCGGAUUCAGCAAGUAAACCCGUUGAAUCAAGCAACAACAACGGUUCUGCUAAAAGAGCACCGUUGACAGCAAGAGAGAGGCUAAGAGCAGCUCGUGUGCUUAGCCGAUACACGGAAGCGACACCGAAACCAUCAAAGCCCAAAAUGGGUAGCCAAAUCUUGGAGGUGCUCAAGGAGAGUGACAAGAAAUCGAAUAGGAAACCGGGUCUGCCCGAGGCACCAACCAACAUGCUUGAUGAUAGCAAGAGAGGUAUGCCGAAGAAAGGAUUAACCUUUGAUCUACCUGGAAGUGCAGAUAUACUGGUUAUUGCUUUUUCAUUUGUGUUCAUAAGUACGGUGAUGUUUGCUACCACUUAUGUUGUCUGGAAACUUGGUGGCAUUCACUUCAAUGAAAACUGAAGAUAAGAUGUUUGGAAACUAUUGAACAGAGAGUGAAAGAGUUGUAGUUGAAAUGUAUACUUGGGGGAAGUUUAUCACUUGGCAAAGAUGGUUUGAUUGUAUACUGUGUGUGUAGUAGUAAUACACAUAAUUUUGUCUAUUACAUAAUCUCUUCCUGCUU
Messenger RNA from Brassica oleracea var. oleracea, 934 nucleotides. RefSeq lists its product as uncharacterized. Gene Ontology annotation, cellular component: chloroplast thylakoid membrane. The transcript is spliced from 2 exons. The record is from RefSeq and is a predicted model, not a curated record. Bases 148 to 774 code for a protein of 208 amino acids. Lineage: Eukaryota; Viridiplantae; Streptophyta; Magnoliopsida; Brassicales; Brassicaceae.